AUGUCGAUUGUGCAGCCAUACAAGCCGACAAAGCCGGCUGUACCAACAUUAUCGACUUCAGAAUCCAUCCACAGUGGGUCAACAUCCAUGCUUGCCCCAACAUGCGCACCGGAGCGAGUAAAGCCACAGCUUACUACCAAAGAUAAGAUGGCAAUUGCCGAUGCCGCUCGCAUUCGAAGAUGUAAUUCAUCGGCGAAAGCCCUUGUGGUGUUGGACGUUGGCAGCAAGGAAACGCUUACUGAUGGACAGGCGCGUGUUCUUGCUGCAGUGCUAGAAGACAAGGGGGUAUUCUUCACUGGUCCUGCGGGUUCAGGAAAAUCCUUUACCUUGAAGCACAUUAUUGGCGCGCUGAAGAAGAAAUAUCACGACAAGCCAGAUGCAGUAGCAGUAACUGCAUCCACAGGUCUAGCGGCCGUGGCGCUAGGUGGCAGGACUCUUCAUUCAUGGGCGGCGAUCGGCAUCGGCGAACAACAUGUUGAUUGGGAAGACGGCUCCCCCCUUGCAAAUGGCACAAGAGGCAUUGUAUUGGGCUUCUUGACCUUGUCUGAAUGGGAGCGCAAGCGGGAUGGUGUGUGGGUAGAUCUCAAGGAGCGAGAAGAAAACGCUUGGGACAACGUCGUCGACCUGGUCGAGAUCGAUCCCAAGGGAGAUCUCACUCCACAAGAAAUAGAAAGGAGAAAAGCAACAGUCUUCCCACUUGUGCGAUGGACCACCGUUCGAGGUGAGUUUUAUGACCUCGUGGGCUACGAAAAAUGGGUAAUCAAAGGAAAGAAUGGGGCUCCUUUGGCGGAGCGUAACCAGUUACCCAUCGUACUUUCUUGGGCAAUGACCAUUCACAAGGCCCAAGGUCAAACAAUGGAAAAUGUUUCUGUAGACCUGACAGGGACUUUCGACUCCCGCCAACCCUACGUGGCCUUAUCUCAGGCUAAAACACCUGAAGGGCUCUUUUGUAUCGGUGAUCCAACCCAAGAGGUGUCCGAAAUAUUGGUCCGAUGGGUGGUGUGCGAGAACUCGCUGGAGAAAGACGGGAGAGAUGGGGGAAAUCAGUAG
Dacryopinax primogenitus is the source of this 1050-nucleotide messenger RNA. RefSeq lists its product as uncharacterized. Gene Ontology annotation, biological process: telomere maintenance; DNA repair. Lineage: Eukaryota; Fungi; Basidiomycota; Dacrymycetes; Dacrymycetales; Dacrymycetaceae. The record is from RefSeq and is a predicted model, not a curated record. Bases 1 to 1050 code for a protein of 349 amino acids. The transcript has 5 exons. Gene Ontology annotation, molecular function: DNA helicase activity.